Patiria miniata (bat star) is the source of this 2360-nucleotide messenger RNA. RefSeq lists its product as uncharacterized. NCBI's taxonomy places the organism in Eukaryota, Metazoa, Echinodermata, Asteroidea, Valvatida, Asterinidae. The coding region runs from base 121 to 1551 and encodes 476 amino acids. The record is from RefSeq and is a predicted model, not a curated record. The transcript is spliced from 2 exons.
CUAGUUCUAAUUUAUCGCAAGAGGGCGUGCUUCAACGGUCCCGGAAGUAAAGAGUUCGUAUUUUGUUGUCCUUGAUUCGUGCACAAGCAGUGCACCUCAUUCAAUGAAACCUUGCACCAAAUGCCUGGAUCUUGCUGUGCCGUGUUCGGAUGUUGCCACCGCGGAGGGCACACAUUUCCCAAGGACAAAAAAAUACGAAACCAGUGGAGACGGGCCAUCAAAAGGGAUAGUUUCAAACCCAUACGACCGUGGUGGCCAGCGGCUAGCAGUCUUGUGUGCAAGGCGCACUUUUUGGACUCCGAUUACGAAGAGAAGUCAGUGCUGGGUUUCAAAGUGAACAAGAAAAAACUAAAGAAAACAGCUGUCCCAAGCCAGUUUGCAUGGAGUAAAGUAGAACCCUCUUCACCAGCACUGUCAAGAGAAAAACGACUGAAGGAACGGAAUGAAAAGAGAAGGCUUGAGAAAGAAGAAGUGAAACAGGAUGAAUGCAGAAAAGGGGAAUCAGCUGAGAAUGAUGCCGUCGUGCAAGAUCUUAAUCUUGCCAUGCAGGUUGACAUCGAGAGUGUUCCAGUCAUUCAGGAGGUACACAUUCAAACUGAUCCCCUGCCCAACUAUUCUACGUGCACUUCCGAAACACAGACAGAGUCUAAUCGUGGGUUUACGAUAGAGGAUUUCAAGACUGAUUCAGCAGGAGUGCAUUAUUACACAGGUCUUCAAGAUUACCUCACAUUUUCUGAUGUUUUAGCUUCAUUGGGGCCGAGUGCAUUUAAGUUGACAUACUUACACGGUGUACGACCCAGCAUCUGUGUACCAGAUCAGUUUUUUCUAACUGUUAUAAAAUGCAGAAGAUACACGCCAAACUUUGAACUAAGUCGUAUGUUCAAAAUAAGUGAGUCAGAAGUUUACUGUAUCUUUGUAACCUGGAUGAGAUUUAUGAGUCUUCAGUGGAGAGAGGUGGAUAUAUGGCCCAGCAGAGACUGUGUUAGUUUUUAUGCUCCAUCAGAUUUUAAGAGGAACUUCCCCACUACACGGACUAUCCUUGAUGGGUUUGAAUUUCCUGUAAAGAAACCCAAAGCUCCCACUGCUCAGCAAGUCACCUUUUCUACAUACAAAAAUCGCAAUACAGCAAAGUCAGUUGUUGGAGUGACCCCAGGGGGUCUUGUCAGUUAUAUGUCUUGUGCUUAUGGAGGUUCAACUAGCGACCGACAAAUAGCAGAACGCAGUGGACUGACUAGGAGAACAGAUCCAGGAGACGCCAUCAUGGUAGACAAGGGAUUUGAUAUCCAGGACAUUUUUGCACCAGUAGAUGUCACCAUAAACAUCCCAACAUUCUUCAGGAAGAAGAAUAGAAUGUCAGGAAAGAGUGUUUUAAGGGAUAGGAAAAUUUCCAGUAAGCGAGUCCAUGUUGAGAGAAUUAUUGGUCUUGGCAAAAUGUACAAAAUUCUCACACAGCCACUCAAUCAGACAGAGAUGACUCUAGCAUCUAACAUCGCAUUCGUUUGUUUCAUGCUGCUUAAUUUCAGAAAAUGCAUCAUUCCAAGCAGUGCCUAAGGAGGUUUUCCUCAGUAGAUUUUGGUAGUCGUACCACCAUGGCAUCCGCAUUUCUCUAAUUGGGCGAUUCCAUGAAAAAGGGGACAUGGUUGUAAAAUGGAAAUUUACUUAUAUCUUCAGAACUACAAACAUCACAACAACAAGUGUGGUAUUAAAUUAAUGGGGACAACAAGAUCUUUCAUUUGAGUGGCAUGCCAGUGGGAUGGAAUGUAGUUCAGUGUGAUUUUUGUCCAAAAAAUUGUUUUGGGGCUAAAAUGGUGGAUUUUUGUGGUCAUUUUUGCACCUUGUUUUAACAUAUGAAACACGCAUGUUUAAUAUUGUGAUUUUUUUAUUUUAAGUCAGAGAGAAAGCUAGUAGGUGAGUUUUACCAAGACAAAUCGCAAUUAUUCCAACCUAAUUUUCCAUUGGCAGUGUAGCAAACAUUGAUGUUUCACAGAGUGUAACGUUUGUCACGGAAAUUGUAACGUCCGUCACAGGCUUAAAUGGCGGAUUUCUUCUAAAACCAUGUGAUUUUAAAAAUUUAAUAUUUUGUGCAGGCUACCUCAGACCAGCACACACUGAUGGAAAUACUAGGAUUUUUCGCAAGUGUGUAAAAUUCACAGGGAUUUGAACUGAGUGUCAAGAGUCAAAGGUGCUUGUCUUUUAAAUGUAACAUCCGUCACAAAAAUGUUUUGGAGUUUAAUGAAGGUUGACAGAAACUCAAUAUCUUGCGUUCCAUGUAGUUAGUGACUUGUUGUGCUAUCAUACUGUAACUAUUAACUAUGGUUAAAAAUAUGCAAGACAAACUGUUGGCUAUUUUCAGUGCGAAU